CUUACUACGACCAGAGCGAAGAUGGGUGAAGGAGGAUCGACGGAAAGGCUGGACGAUGCGGAGGGCACUCUGGUCGGCGAGCAGAAAGAUGUGUCAGCCAGCGAGGAAGAGCGGCAGCUGCGGUGGAAGCUGGAUCUCCAGAUCGUGCCACUGUCGCUCGUCAUAUACACCUUGUCCUUCCUGGAUAGAACCAACAUUGGCCAGGCGCGCCUCCAGGGCCUGCAGGAGGACCUCGACAUGAGCUUCCACGACUUUCAAGUGGCCCUGACGAUCCUGUACGUGCCGUACAUCAUCUUUGAGCUUCCGAGCAACCUGAUCAUCAGGAAAGUGGGCCCCGCUCGGCUGAUCCCGCUGCUCCUCACCAUCUGGGGCAUGGUGUCGUGCGUCCAAGGAACCGUGCGCAACAAGACGGGUCUCUACAUCAACCGAGCAUUCCUCGGCCUCGUCGAGGCGGGCGUGCUUCCCGGCCUGUCCGUCUACCUGUCCUUCUUCUAUACACCACGCGAAAUGCAGCUUCGUCAGGCUCUCUACUUCUCAGGGGCGAGUCUCUCGGGCAGCUUCAACGGUCUCCUCGCCGUGGCGAUCGGGGAACUCGGCGGUCGGAGGGGCAUCGCCAAGUGGUCAUGGGUCAUGAUCAUCGAGGGAGCCUUUACGACGCUGUUUGGCAUAAUCGCCUUUUUCAUCAUGCCCAACUCAAUCAACAACGCCUGGUGGCUCACCGAAGCUCAGCGAGACCUUGGAAGAAGGCGUCUGGCUCUGGCCAGGCAUCCGGACCUCGAUGCUGUGGGGGAAAAGACAGGAGACAUUGGCGCUACAAGCAGAGAUGGCCUUCCUGACGAAGCUUUCUCCUGGUCCGAGGUUCUUCGCGCUUUUACCGACCCUUUUGUCUGGUUGAUGUUCUGCGCUGGAUUCUGCAGUGCGACGUCAAUCUACGGUCUCUCCUUCUUUGCGCCGACUAUCAUCAAAAGCCUGCCGCUCGGCUUGACAUCUGUCCAGUCCCAGCUCCUCUCUGUCCCACCCUUUUUUGCCGGCUUUCUCUUUUCUGUCGCAUUUGCUUUCUUCUCCGACCGUCUGCAAUGGCGCUAUCUCUCGGGCGCCUCGGCAUUUACCCUCGCUUCCGUCGGCUACCUCAUCGCCCUCUGCACCAGCACCGGCUGGGCACAGUACGCUGGCCUCAUGGUCCUCUGCGCCGGAAGCUUCUCCAUACCGCCUAUGUUGCUUACCUGGGCGCUCACAAACGUCUGGGGGUAUUACAAGCGCGCCACCGCCGCCGCCUUUCUUAUCUGCGCAACCAACUCGGCGGGCAUCGCCGGCACCUGGCUCUUUAGCCCGCAAGAGGCACCCCGGUAUUUCAGAGGAUUCGGCACCAAUCUCGCGCUCAACAUCAUGGGCAUCGUAUUUCUCUCGCUGGCGGAGCUGUGGGUCUUGCGUGAGCGUAGACGGAGGAGACAUGGAAGCAGCGACCACCUGGUAGAGGCGCUGGCCUCGCAGGGAAUGAGCCCGGCGGCUAUCAGGGCAAAGCUCGGCGAUCGUCAUCCAGGGUAUCAUCUAGAACUGUAAAAACAUCACUGCCAUAGUGUACUGUACAGU
Acaromyces ingoldii is the source of this 1590-nucleotide messenger RNA. RefSeq names its product MFS general substrate transporter. The record is from RefSeq and is a predicted model, not a curated record. Gene Ontology annotation, biological process: transmembrane transport. The transcript is spliced from 4 exons. Gene Ontology annotation, molecular function: transmembrane transporter activity. Gene Ontology annotation, cellular component: membrane. Lineage: Eukaryota; Fungi; Basidiomycota; Exobasidiomycetes; Exobasidiales; Cryptobasidiaceae. Bases 22 to 1560 code for a protein of 512 amino acids.